GAAAGAGGUGUUAGAGAGAAUAUGUGUAGGACUGUGAAUUGGCUUUCUCUAGUCAUUUUCGUAUGGUGGUGUUAAUCGAUCUGCACUAUUGUUGUUUUACCCCACUAAAGGCAUCUUCUUUUGCUUUACCAGCUUCUUUGCCUGUGGUCAUUCUUUAUAUUAAGAGAAUAUUUUGCAAAAGAAAACACACCCAGAACUGGUCUCUGUUGUCCUCCUCAUUGUACUAAAUUCACUCUUUUUCAUAUUAUUCCCUUCCCCUUGUGCUGCAUACUGCUCCCCUUGAUUUGGGUGUUGUUUUGGACAGUAUCAAAAGAAUGAAACUGCUCCGAAUGGCAGUAGGUUACUUUAAGAGUCUAUUGGGCAUAUCCUAAACAACAGUGAAGGAAGUGGCCAAUAGUGACCACUUUCGUUAUAUAGUGCGGUGACCCAAAAGCAGAGCAGCUGGGACCUCAUUCAAUCUCUAAAAGAGGAUUGAGUUUCAUCACUCUCUUUUUUGCUGGUCAAGAUUCUGGAAAAAGAUCAGUUUAUGGGCCUCAAAACAGGGAGUUUUCAUUAGUUAGCACAGUGCUCAAAUGCUUUUUCAAAAGUAAGAGAGAGUGUGUGCACAAUUCCUACAGACCAAAUUGAUGCUUGACAGGCAAACACCCAAUUCAUGAUUGACAAACUUACAUAUGUACAUGUUAAGAUAUAUAUAUGCAACAUGUAUUUCAACAAGGACAAAGGUAAUUUUGCUCUGAUUCAUUAGCACAGGCAGUUCUAGUAAAAGCAUGUUCAGUACUGAUACUAGUUACAGUUCCCUAUCUCCACCCAAAGCCAACAUAAAAUGCAUCAAGUCAAGAAGCCUAGCAUGGACUCUCUGUCAGAUAGAGCCAUUGUCUUGCAUGAAAUUAGUCAUUCUGUAGACACUGGGCUAGUUUUGUCAACAGACCCAAAGCCUCGCUUGAGAUGGACUGCAGAGCUUCAUGAAAGAUUUGUUGAGGCUGUUGCUAAGCUUGGAGGUCCAGAUAAAGCUACACCCAAGUCUGUGAUGAGAGUCAUGGGUGUCAAAGGCCUUACUCUUUAUCACCUGAAGAGCCACCUUCAGAAAUACAGACUAGGCAAGCAGCCUCACAAGGAGAUUAAUGUGGACACUAACAAGGAUGGAGCUCCUCGUGGAGGAUCUGUUGCAGCUUUUGGGGCAGCAACUUUUCGGGCUUCUGAAGUUCAAGCUGGAUGCAACUCUGUGUCAACCAUGCUAGGGACCAACAUGACAGACACCCUGCAGAUCACAGAGGCACUGCGAAUGCAGAUGGAGGUACAGAGAAGGUUGCAUGAACAAUUGGAGGUGCAAAGACACUUGCAGCUUCGGAUAGAAGCUCAGGGAAAGUACCUACAGGCAAUCCUAGAGAAAGCGAGAGAAACUCUUGCAGGUCAUAACAUGGGAUCAGUGGGAUUGGAAGCUACCCGUGCAGAGCUUUCAGAAUUGGCCUCAAAAGUAAAAAAUGAAUGCCUUAAUCCUGCAUUUUCUGCCUUGGCAUUCACUUCUUUGCCUGAAAUUCCAGGUUUAUGUCCUGAAUCAUUAAUUACACACCGUCAGUCCCAGGUUGCAGACUGUUCCAUUUAUAGCUGCCUCACAUCAAAUGAAAGUUCUGAGAAGAGCCCGACAGAGAACAUGCAUGUUGGUGUUAGAAAACGGUCAAGGUCUGCAUAUGAGAACAAUAUGCAGUUUUGGCAGAAUCAAAUGACAGAAGAUGCAAGGCUGCAAGAACUGACAGCACAAGAGACUCUUUCAUCUCCUUCCUCUAGGACAAAGAGUCCUAACACCAAAGAAUCUUUUCAUGAGAGAACUGUAAGUGACCGAAUACUAGCAGAAGAAAAUGGUAACAGCCUGUCUUUUGAUACAAAAAGACCUGAGCAAGAAAUGAAUGGAUUGCUUGUUGACCCCCCUGCAAGGAAAAUAUCAGUGUUUUCUUGUAAUCUAUCCUUGCAAGAGAAUAGCCAGGGAUGUGAUAAGGGAAAACUUUAUACAAAUCAAGAUAAACCCCACUCAGAGAACUUCAACAAAUUCUCCAAGAUAGCACCAGAGUUGGACCUAAAUUCAAAUGGUGACACUGCUAUAUCUUCUAAGGAAAGAGGGCUUGAUUUGAAUUGUUAUGGGUGGAGAUGACAAAUGGUUCCAAAAUUGUUUGUUUUGGUAUGCACCUCGAAGCAUAAGUUCAUAUCAUGAAUCCCAGAAGGCUUAAAGGUGAAAAGCAAGUUCUGUGAAGUAGAAUGAAACUCAGAGCCCAUGCCAUCGCCUGAUUGCUUCAUACAUUGGCUAUGAUAUGGGAAAGGGUUUGUAGGAUCUUAGAUUCCCGAUUCAGUUCCUUCUAUGAGAAGAACAUUAAGACAGGUUCCAUUCUGUGUAUGUAUUAUGAUGUAUAUAAUGCAAUUAUACUACCAUAUAAUUUGAAAAUUCCCAAGCCUCUGUUUUCAUUU
Messenger RNA from Cryptomeria japonica (Japanese cedar), 2457 nucleotides. RefSeq names its product protein PHR1-LIKE 3. The transcript has 6 exons. The record is from RefSeq and is a predicted model, not a curated record. Gene Ontology annotation, molecular function: DNA-binding transcription factor activity; DNA binding. NCBI's taxonomy places the organism in Eukaryota, Viridiplantae, Streptophyta, Pinopsida, Cupressales, Cupressaceae. Bases 824 to 2146 code for a protein of 440 amino acids.